Molecule: messenger RNA, 2898 nt
Organism: Saccostrea echinata
Lineage: Eukaryota; Metazoa; Mollusca; Bivalvia; Ostreida; Ostreidae
Product: titin homolog
Exons: 9
Coding region: 33-1853 (606 amino acids)
Source: RefSeq, a predicted model, not a curated record
GGAGGAAAUGGCAGACGCUAAAACAAGUUAGGAUGUUAAAGUCAGUGCUCUUGUGCUCAUUGUUUUUAUUGUGUCUACAAAAUGAAAAUACAGGUCGCCACAAAAGACAAGUUUCUCCUUCAUCAGUGGUCAGUUUACCAGGAGACAUAAAGAUCAUCCGAAGAAGCAAUGUACCGAAUCAUGGUGUAUGUGCAAAGUUAUGCACGGAAGAAAAAUUGAUUAAAUGUCAAUAUUUUAAAUAUCAGGAGGAAAAGAAAAUGUGUUUUCUAUCUGAUCGAGACCAACCGAAUAUUGCCGUAGAUGUUACUCCACAAAAUACAACAACCUCCACCACUACAGGACCUAAUGUCGAGGAACAACAGAAACAUAAAUUAACUGAAAUUGCUGAACUUUUGUUCAAAAUAAAGAACGCCUCUCAAAAGCCAACACCAAAAGUUGCUGGUGCAGAACAAGUUUCGACAAAAAAAUUAACCAAACAUAGCGAUAAAGGCCAGAAAAAAGCGAAAUAUACGAAGGGAAACAUAGCGAAUCUAAAGAAAAAUCUAGAAAACACUCAGAGUUUACGCGACAAAAUCCAUCUCAUUAGUAAAAGUGUGCUGGGAAACUUUACAAAGAUAAAGGAAAUGCAAAUACGAUCAUUACUGCAUUUUAACAAAAGAAUGCGUAAUAUUCACGAAGAAUUGCUUCAGACUACUAAAGAAAUAGACAAAAUAAAAAAGUCGAUGGAUGAAUUGAAACAAAAGAGUUCUGAUAAAAAUGUUCAGGAAAGCAUAGCAUUUUUACAGAAAAGUCGGGAGAAGUUUGAUACCACUCUGAAAAAAUUAGAGGAAAGGAGCGCUAAACUUCACAGCGACCUGGCAUUGUUUCAUCGGUUAACAACAAUAAUUGCCAAAAAGGUGGAUGCCCUGAAAGAUAAGCCAAAGAAUGAUCCAAACAUGCAAAGGUUUCAAGCAGUAGCUGUCAAGUCAAUGGAAGAAUUAUCUCAUCACGGGAAGAAAAUUCAGAAGCGAAUUAGAAAUCUUGAACAAAACAUUAAACUCGUAGCUCAUGCCCUUGUCAUGUCACAGACCGAUGAAUCAAAAAGUAAAUCCAUGAUAGAAAACAUCAACAAAGAACUGACAAACCUGAGAAAGGCAGUUCAGGACAGCUACAUGUGGCACAAUGUGAAACAACUAGGUGGCAUUUAUGCAAAAGAGGAAGCCCCCAGCGCUUUAAAGAAGAUCAGUCAUCUACUUAGAAAUAUUAAUACAUACAUCGGACAACUCAAUAUAGUCAGUGUUCAAAGAUUACAGAGGAUGAACAGAAAAAUGAAUAAAUUUCUUUCAAAGACCUUAAAAGCAAUCUCAAAAAUGGAGAAGAGAAGAAAAAAAGUAGUGCGAAAACGAAUAGGAAAAAUGAAACAAGUUUUGAUAGAUUCCCUGAAAGCUUUGGCACAAUGGACUCAACAUGAAGAAAAGGAAGUGAAAAGUUUGAACAAGAAAAUGGACGACCUGGCACUAAAAACUUCGAGAUUUGCAGGCGGAAGAAAGGUUGCAGAGAAAAAUAACCAACAACUGAAAAUAAAGCUGAAUAAAAUAAAGAAAACAGAGAGAAAAAUGAUAAAAUCAUUGGCGAAUUUAGAAAAGUCAACCAAGGAAAAUUCUGCAAAAUUACAGGAAAAUUUAAAGCAUGCAAUGAAGAAGACAUUGAGCACGCAGGAUAAAAAGAUGAAGGAAAUAAAUGAAAAAAAGUUACAAACUGCCUUGACUGCCACUCGGAAAGUAAACAGGAGAAUGGAAAUAUUGAGACAAAAGGAAGACAAAAAGUUGAAAGAAGCAAAAGCAAAAAUGGACAAAAAAGUGAAAGUGGUAUGAAAAUAAAGGAAAAAGUCACCUUAUAAUGUAAUUUAUGGGGUGUUUUUUGAAAAAUUAUUCAGUUGAAAUGUCCCCAUUGAUAAAAUUAUGAAAUUGUGGUAGAUACUUUAGAAAUAAUAUUUGUACAAAACCAUAUUUAUAUGCAUGAAUACCUCAUUCUGACGAUAAAAUAAAAAUAAAAAAAAAACACUUGUGUCAAAGGACAUUGUUUAUCAAUAUUAGAAACAGCAGUUUAUGUAUCUUUAAAGGAAGCAAAAUAACAUACUCAUAACAAAUGUAAAAUAAUCUGUCUUCUACAACAUAUUCACUAUAAAAAUUUUAAUACCAUUAACGGAAAACUACUGGAUUGAAACUUCUAACUACUGCAUGGAAAUUUCAAGUAUGUUAAGCAUAUUGCAGAAAUUAACAAUAAAUAACUGGAUAAAUUAUUAAACAGUAACUUGAGUGUGCGCAAAUAGAUUUCUUGAAUUCAAAUGUACAAAUGUUAUGUGACCACUGGAAAUAUUGAGAAUAUAGAACAUCUCAUAUACUUGUAAAGACUCAUUUUUUUUUACAUGACUUAAGCUCAGUUGUAGGUUUCAAAAUCAGUUGGAAACAUAAAAAUUCGGAUUUUUUUAAUAGCAUGAAAAAAAUAAUCUCCUUGACUUUUUACAAACACAAGAUGAAGUGUAGACUAGCAAAGUUAUCUUGUACUAGGGAUUGUUUGUACAAUUAUUUCACUCGUUAUUAAAUACAAAUCAAUACAUGUAUAUUGCAGAAUGGUGACAUAAAUAAGUACUAAUUCAUAAAGUGUUCAAAAAGUUUGUAUAGAUUUGUAAGUUACAGUGUGUAUGUUGCCAACACUUGUGGACUGGGUGGGUUAGUAUGGGAGCAAUAUGAUCUCGAGUAAGGUGAAGAAUGGUGGCCUACCAUGCUAGCAUAGAAAUAUAUUGUACACUGUAAACGUUUCCAUGGUAUAUCUUAAUUUUGUUAUGAAUGUUGAUGUAAAAAUAUAUACCCUAUAUAUACCCUAUAUUGUUAUAUUAAGCUAGAAAAAAAUAUUUCA